UCAUAGUGAAACAGAUACAGUUCCUUUUUAUUCAUCUAUGAAGUAUCAAGCACAUUCAUCAAACAUCAUACUUAAUACAAACAUCAGUGUCAUACAUUAGAACUAUUUGCUUAUGAAUGUGAAUAAUAAGAAAAGUAUUUUAUGUUUUGUAGCACCCCACUUGCAGAAUCAUCUUCUACGUUUCAAAGAUGAUGGGAAAGUCAAACAUGGUUCUGCUAUCAAUCUAAAUGGAAUCCCAUUUAUGGUUGUUGGGUCACGGCUCAUGGAAUGCCAUCAAGGACCGAAUCACCGUCAAAACAACCCUAGUGACCAUCAUGACUGUGACCAUGGUUACACACAGAACAUUCCGGCAAAGAAACUCACAGGUAGUAAAAAAAGAGGUUGUUCAGCUGCUAUCUACCUUCGGGAAGUCAUCACAUUUCCUGAUUACAAGCUAAUCACAGAAUCUCAUCACUACAAGCAGCUUAAAUCCGAGGAGCUCAGAGCAGCAUUAGAAUCACCUAUAUACGAUGAGAUCAACAGAAAAGCUUAUCUUCAUCGAUCUACCGCUGCAGAUUUGAAAGCUCCAAUUGAUUCCCGGCUAAUCGACCUGAUAAAGCAAAGAGUCAACGACGGCAUUUAUAACACAAAUGAAAUGAAAAAACAUUCCCAGUUAUUUGUGGAAUGUCUUUUUGCAGGAAAGACCAUGCCUAAUCGUUUCAAUAGAAGAUUUUUUCCCAGCAGGGAAGAUUUCCGUAAAAUCAUAUACAGGGAGCGCAGAAGACUUCAGCAUGGCCUCCUGGAUCAGGAGUUUUUGCUCACCAAAAUAGAGCAAUGGAAAAAAAUCAGACCACAUGACAGAUGGUAUUUUCGGCCAUCAAGUGCCACUUGUACUGACCAAACUGACCAAACAGGAGCUACACUACAAAGUUUGCUCCUGGUUUACCAGGCAGACUGGCAGCAAAUGUUGCUAAAAAGAUAUGGCAUGGACAUUGUCUUUCUCGAUGCCACGUAUCGAACAACACGUUAUGCUCUGCCAUUGUUCUUUCUUUGUGUGAGAACAAAUCAAGGGUAUGUUGUUGUGGCUGCAUUUGUCAUCGAGAAGGAAGAUGCUCAGUCAGUUGAAGAGGCACUCCACAUAAUCCAGGAUUUCAAUCCAUUCUGGAAUACCAAAAGCUUCAUGAUUGAUGCUUCAGAGAUUGAAGCAAAUGCUAUUACCAACACAUUUCCAGAUGCAGAAAUAUUCAUCUGCGACUUCCACAGGAAGCAGGCGUGGCAGCGCUGGACAUCAGCCAUUAGAAAUGGAGUGGCGGAGCAACAAGAAGAAAUUCUGAGAUUGUUGAAUUGUGUUGCUGAAUCAGCCACACCUGCAGAAUUUGAAAAGAACGAGGAGGUGCUGAGGCAAAGUCAUAUUUGGAGAAAUUACAAACUGAGACAUUACAUCAACACUCACUGGCUUGCAGAAGGCAAAUACCAGAAAUGGGUACUGGCCUACAGGCACAGUUUGCUGUCAUUUAUCGUCAACACCAACAACGGCGUGGAAGCGCAAAACAAACUAUUUAAACACGAAUAUCUGGCUCCCUUUAGAGUUAAAGCUCUCAGUGGUCUCAUGAGUACGUUGGUUGACAACUUCUUUGAAGACGCUCAUCGAAAUUACUAUAAUUAUAGAUACCUUGAUGCGAACGUAACGAUGUCGGAAGGAUGGAGGGAGGGUAUGGAAAGCAUUCCAAAGGAGCUCCAUCACAGGCCAGCUCCAUUCAUUAAGCACAUGAGGGAGCUGAAGCAGAAAUCUGCUCACAUCACUUCUGAGAUGGUGAAGGAGGUGGAGGUGGACCUGUAUGAAGUUCAAUCAGAGAACACAUCACAAUCAUACAGUGUAUUCCUGGGCAGUGAAGACACCAAAUCCAUUCCAUCAUGCACAUGUCGGCAAUUCCGCAAGGACCAUCUGCCCUGCAAACACUUUGCAGCAGUGUUCCGGCAUGUGCCUAGUGUGAGUUGGACUUCACUGCCCAACUUCUACAGGUCCUAUCCAAUCAUCACUGUUGAUGAUGACUGUGUGAAACCACAACCCAUUAAACCUCUUCCAGCUGCUGACAUUUCAAAACCAGAACCCUCGAUCAUACAGCAUGUUCAUCAGAAAGAUGAAGAACAUGUUAAGGAAGAUUCACCACUGCAGCUGGCAAGAGCAGCUAAGUCUGUAAGGGAGGUCAUUUCCCAAAUACACAGUAUGACAUUCCUUGUCAAGUCCUUGGGGGUUUUGGAAAAAGCCAGAUGAGAGUUGGAGACAGUGGCCACACAUCUAAUGACCCAUGCACCAAAGACAGAUGGCAUCCUAUUAGAAUCUGCCCCUGUAUCAAAAAACCCCAGCAAGGUCCGAGACCUUCCCCAAAGAAAAAGGAGAAAGGCCUCAGGAUUAAGAGGGUACAAAAAAACGAAAGACAACCCACAGUGAAGACUUGGCAUUCGAAUUCCCUUCAACAUCCUCAAGAGUGAAGUCUGAGGUGUGCUUUCCCAAUGUAGCGGGUGAACAAGUGGAAAUAGCAG
This is a messenger RNA of Haliotis rubra (blacklip abalone), 2523 nucleotides long. RefSeq lists its product as uncharacterized. Gene Ontology annotation, molecular function: zinc ion binding; DNA-binding transcription factor activity. The transcript has 10 exons. The record is from RefSeq and is a predicted model, not a curated record. Bases 113 to 2254 code for a protein of 713 amino acids. NCBI's taxonomy places the organism in Eukaryota, Metazoa, Mollusca, Gastropoda, Lepetellida, Haliotidae.